This is a messenger RNA of Ananas comosus (pineapple), 2040 nucleotides long. RefSeq names its product putative metabolite transport protein YyaJ. Gene Ontology annotation, molecular function: transmembrane transporter activity. The transcript has 4 exons. The record is from RefSeq and is a predicted model, not a curated record. Gene Ontology annotation, cellular component: membrane. Gene Ontology annotation, biological process: transmembrane transport. The coding region runs from base 393 to 1745 and encodes 450 amino acids. NCBI's taxonomy places the organism in Eukaryota, Viridiplantae, Streptophyta, Magnoliopsida, Poales, Bromeliaceae.
CUGCCCAAAAAUAGUCAGAGGAGAAAGCUUGAAUAAUGCUAGUGUGCUUGCCAGUUUGAAGUUUCCGGUCGCCUCCCCUCUUUGCUUCCUUCCUGGAGGUUGGUUCGCCUCUACCAUCCUCAAGAUUUGCCAAGGACGACAAGGAACAGAGACAGGGAAGAGGUUGGUUGGAGCCGGAGGGGGAACACUGGUAUAUAUCGACCAUCGGUUCUUUAUGAUCUGAACGCGCGCCAUCAUCAUCAUCAUCAUCAUCAUCAUAUGAGGCAAAGGUCCCGUUACUCUACGCCGUCGAUAUUGAACCACCCGGGAAAAAUGAGCAUACCAUUCUGUGACUUUAUUAAUACAGAUCAAAGAAGAUUUUUGGAUUCUCAGUGUCUCUUAUCCUCAUCAAUAUGGCUUCUGUAAUGGAGCGCGCUGAUGAGAAUCUCCUUCCGGCAGUUUACAAAGAAGUCAGUGAAGCAUUCAAUGCCGGACCUACUGAGCUUGGAUACCUUACAUUUAUAAGAAACUUUGUGCAGGCAAUAUCAUCUCCAUUGGCAGGCCUACUAGCUCUUCACUAUGAUCGGCCAACAGUUCUCACUAUAGGCACUGCGUGUUGGGCCUUAUCAACGGCUGCUGUUGGAGCCAGUCAGCAUUUUCAGCAAGUUGCAUUAUGGAGAGCGGUGAAUGGUUUUGGCCUUGCAAUCGUUAUCCCCGCACUCCAAUCAUUCAUUGCUGAUAGCUACAUGGAUGGUUCACGCGGUGUGGGGUUUGGACUGUUAAGCCUUGUUGGUGCAAUAGGAGGCAUAGGAGGUGGUAUUUUAGCAACAAUUAUGGCUGAGCAGGAAUAUUGGGGAAUGCCAGGAUGGCGUUUUGCCUUUAUUAUGAUUGCGUCAUUGAGUUUGCUUAUUGGACUUCUCGUCUUCUUGUUCGUUGUUGAUCCUAGAAGAACCUCUUUUAUCUCUUCUGGUGCUCAUGUGGAGACUGAGAGGUCCCAUCUGGUUACCAAAGGGAGUCUACCUCCACCUUCCGUCUGGAGUGAUUCCUGGUUAGCAAUGAGAUCUGUGAUGAGAGUGCAAACAUUUCAGAUCAUUGUCCUGCAGGGGAUAGUCGGAUCCUUGCCAUGGACCGCCAUAGUUUUCUUCACAAUGUGGUUUGAACUGAUUGGUUUUGAUCACAAAAGCUCAGCUGCUCUUAACAGUCUCUUUGCCAUCGGAUGCGCCACUGGAUCACUUCUCGGUGGAAUAAUAGCAGAUCAGAUGUCACGAUACUAUCCAGACUCGGGCCGCAUCAUCUGCGCACAGUUCAGUGCCUUUAUGGGCAUUCCAUUCUCGUGGAUCCUACUAACCGUCAUUCCCCAGUCCGUGAGCAACUGGUACGCGUUUGCCACUACCCUCUUUUUCAUGGGGCUCACUAUCAGCUGGUGUGCCACGUGUGCCAACAACCCAAUGUUUGCUGAGGUGGUCCCCUCAAAGCAUCGCACCAUGAUCUACGCCUUCGACCGAGCUUUUGAGGGUUCGUUCUCCUCAUUUGCGGCUCCUGCCGUGGGAAUGCUAACUGAGAAGAUCUAUGGUUAUGACUCAAAGUUUGUGAGUCUGGUGAAUGGAUCUCCUCAAGGGGCGUUUGCACUCUCGAGGGGUUUAUUGAUCAUGAUGGUCAUUCCUUUUGGUUUGUGUUGCCUUUUCUAUAGUCCUUUGUACUUUGUGUUCAAGCAUGAUCGCGAUAAUGCUAAAAUGGCUAGUCGCAAAGAACAGGAACUAAUAUGACUGCUGCCUGGGCAUGCUUUUUCCAAAUGAUUAAUAACCACUGAACAGUGAACUAAUCUGUGGAACCUUUUCUCUGAACAACCGUUGUCGCGGUAUUUUGUUGUAUCAUUUGUGAAAGAACACAAGAACCACACCUUUUAUUGUGGCUAUUCAAGUAUUUCUUGUUGAUUAGAGAGAUCAUGUAUAGAUAUUUAGGGGAGGAGCAUAUAAUGCUCUUCGAUUUUAUUUUUAGCUGAGAUUAUGUAUCUGCAAAUUUGCAUGAAUUAUGGCGACUGAAUCAUUCCAUGUCUGGUAA